UGGCAGCGGCCCUUCUACGCCAUCGUGAAACUUCUCUAUGGUCGCCGCCGCUUCCCGGGCGGUGUCAUGGCGGCCGGCGUUGAGUUGGCAGGACUGGCCCACGAAACUGAGGAAAGUCAGUAAAGCUGAGAAAGAAGUGGUGCAGCCGCACGGCGGGAAGCCGUGGGGAUGAGCAGAGGCCUUGCGGGGGCCGCGGUGUCCAUAGCGGUGAACCCUUGGUGAAGCGCCAGGCCGGGCCUCGGUUUUCUGACGCGGCCGUUGGUGGGAGUGCGGUGCCCUGCGAGUCCUCAGCGUCUGGAUCCGCACCAGCUUCGGCGUCCAGGGACAUUUGGAGCGGACGUGUCCACCCGCAGCGAUGUCGUCCUGGCUUGGGGGCCUUGGCUCCGGCUUGGGCCAGUCUCUUGGUCAAGUAGGGGGCAGCCUGGCUUCCCUCACUGGCCAGAUUUCAAACUUCACGAAGGAUAUGCUGAUGGAGGGCACGGAGGAUGUGCCAGAUUUGCCCAAUUCCGGGAGAGAAGAAAAUGGAGCUACUCACUCAGUCUUAAGAUCAGAGAAUGAAAGACUUAAAAAGCUUUACACUGACCUAGAGGAAAAGCAUGAAGCAUCAGAACUUCAAAUAAAGCAGCAAUCUUCAAGUUAUCGAAGUCAGUUACAGCAGAAAGAGGAGGAAAUCAACCACCUUAAGGCAAGACAGACUGCGCUGCAGGAUGAACUGCUCAGACUGCAGGUAGCUGCUCAGUCAGCCCACUCAGGAGCUGCCACCGCACCAGCCGCCACCGCACCAGCUUCGUUCAGCUAUGGGAUCAGUCAUCCCGUGUCAGCCUUCCAUGAAGACGACAUGGAUUUUGGUGAUGUGAUCUCAUCACAACAAGAAAUAAACCGCCUAUCAAAUGAAGUUUCAAGACUUGAAUCUGAACUUGGACAUUGGAGACAUAUUGCUCAGGUACAGGGAGCACAAAGCUCUGAUCAGACUGAAAUCUGCAAACUACAAAAUAUUAUUAAGGAACUUAAGCAGAACAGAAGUCAGGAAAUUGAUGACCAUCAGCAUGAAAUGUCAGUACUGCAGAAUGCUCAUCAACAGAAACUGACAGAGAUAAGUCGUCGGCACCGAGAGGAGCUACGUGACUAUGAAGAGCGAAUAGAAGAGCUGGAAAACCUGUUACAGCAAGGAGGCUCAGGAGUUACGGUAACCGAUCACUCUAAAGUGUACGAGAUGCAAAACACUAUUCAGAGCCUACAGAUGGAAAGAGUAGAGUCUUCCAGAAAGAUCGAAGACCUUGAGAAUAAAAUAAAAGAGAUACAUAAAAGAUUGUCUUCUGCAGAACAUGACCGGGAAGUCUGCAAAAAAGAACAAGAACGGCUAGAAAUGGAAAAGAGACAGAUGGCUGAGCAGUGCGAGCGCUUGAAACUGGACUGCAGGGAAGCCCAGCAGAGUGCUCUGAGGCUGACUGAUGCUGUGACGGAGGAUGAGAGGAGCCUCUCACAGAGCGCCUCAGUCGCAGAGGUCUUGAGACUGCAGCAAGCUUUGACCGAUGCUGAAAAUGAAGUAAAGAGACUAAGUAGUUUAAACCAGGAUACCAAUCUUGCCGAAGACAAUCAGAAACUUCAAAUGUGUGUCCAAACUUUAGAAAAAGAGAAGUCUCUUUUGAGUCAAGAAAAGGAAGAGCUUCAAACAUCACUUUCCAGGCUGAGCCAUGAAUACGAAGUCAUUAAAAGUACAGCUACAAGGGACUCAGAUUUGUCUUCUCAAGUACAUGACUUAAAACAUAACCUGGAGGCGAAGGAGCAAGAGUUGAACCAGAGUAUUCAUGAGAAUGAGAUCCUCAUGGCUGAAUUGGAAGAACUGGACAAGCAGAACCAAGAGGCUACUAAGCAUGUGAUUUUGAUAAAAGAGCAGCUAUCAAAACAGCAGAGUGAAGGAGAUAGUGUGAUCAAGAGACUGAAAGAAGAGCUGGAUGAUGAAAAGAAGAGAACCCAUCAGCUUGAGGAUGAUAAAAUGAACAUUAUUAAAGAGUUAAACGUACAGAAAGAAAAGCUGACUCACAGUGAACAGGUCCUAAGUGAUUUACAGUUAACCAAGCAGAAGCUUGAAGGUAAAGUAGAAGAUUUAGUAGAUCAGCUAAGUAAAUCAGAGAAAAAUAAUUUCGACAUUCAGAAGGAGAACCGUGAACUGAGGGAACAUAUCAGACAAAAUGAAGAGGAGCUGUCCACAGUCAGGAGUGAGUUAACUCAGUCUCAAACCCAGGGCUCCAACAGUAACUUGAAGGAUGACUUACUCAGAGAAAAGGAGACUGAAGUUCAAAGCUUAAAGCAAAAUCUUUCAGAAAUAGAACAGCUCAAUGAACAUUUAAAGCAAGUUGCUUUUGAUCUCAGAAUAGAAAAUGAAAAGUUGGUUGUAGCAUGUGAAGAUGUGAGAAAUCAGCUGGAAGAAUCUGUUGCCGGCAACAACCAGAUUUCUCUGGAAAAAGCUGCCAUCCUGGAAUGGGAAAAGGCACAGCUAGAAGCAGAACCGUGUCGAGCUGAAAAGAGGCUGUUGGAAGAAGGGAGGAAGUACAGGCAGACUGUCCAGGGACCGUCCAGCACACACAGCCCGGAUGCCUCUGCCUUACAGUUGGAACAGGAGCGAUUAAUUCAGCUCAAUCAAGAAAAAGACUUUGAAAUAGCAGAACUCAAAAAGAGUAUCGAGCAAAUGGAUACUGAUCAUAAACAAACCAAGGAGACUCUGUCAUCUAGUUUAGAAGAGCAGAAACAAUUGGCCCAACUUAUAAAUGAGAAAGAAAUUUGUAUCGUGAAACUUAAAGAGAAAAGUUCAGAACUGCAGAGGGAAUUAGAUAGAUGUUCUCAGGCCUUAAGGAAAAACGAGACUUUAAGGCAAACCAUAGAAGAAAAGGAUAGAAGUCUAGGAUCCAUGAAAGAAGAGAACAAUCACCUGCAGGAGGAGCUCGAGCGGCUGCGGGAGCAGCAGAGUCGGGCUGUGCCCGUGCCUGAGCCUAGAACUCUUGACAGCACCACGGAGCUCGAAUCUGAGCUGUCUCAGCUACACACAAUCAAGGAUCAUCUGGAAGAAGAAAUUAAACAUCACCAGAAAAUGAUUGAAGAUCAAAACCAGAAUAAGAUGCAGCUGCUUCAGUCUCUCCAGGAGCAGAAGAAAGCAAUGGAUGAGUUUAAGUACCAGCAUGAACAGAUGAGCAUCACACACUCACGGCUCUUUUUGGAGAAAGAUGAGGAAAUUAAGAACUUGCAGAAAACAAUUGAACAAAUAAAAGCCCAGCUGCAGGAAGAAAGGCAGGACAGUCAAACAGAGAAUUCUGAUAUUUUCCAAGAAACAAAAGUUCAGAGCCUCAACAUAGAAAUUGGAAGUGAAAAGCAUGAUCUAUCUAAAGCCGAGACGGAGAGGUUAGUGAAGGGGAUAAAAGAGAGGGAGCUGGAGAUCAAGCUUCUGAAUGAGAAGAAUAUCUCUUUAACCAAGCAGAUUGACCAGCUGUCCAAAGACGAGGUCGGCAAGCUCACUCAGAUUAUCCAGCAGAAGGACGUGGAGAUACAAGCUCUUCAUGCCAGGAUCUCCUCGGCGUCCUACUCUCAGGAUGUUGUGUACCUUCAGCAGCAGGUGCAGGCAUAUGCUAUGGAAAGAGAGAAAGUCAUGGUGGUUUUGAGUGAGAAGACGAGGGAAAAUAGCAAGCUAAAAUCAGAGUAUCAUAAGAUGAUCGAUAUUCUUAGUGCCAAAGAAGCAGCCCUUAUUAAGUUGCAAGACGAGAAUAAAAAAAUGUCCACUAGGUUUGAAAGUAGUGGUCAAGAUAUGUUUAAAGAAACUAUUCAGAAUUUAUCCCGGAUCAUCCGAGAAAAGGACAUUGAGAUAGACGCACUGAGUCAGAAGUGCCAGACCCUGCUGACAGUCCUGCAGACUUCUGGCACGGGUAGCGAGGUUGGAGGGGUUAACAGCAACCAGUUUGAAGAGCUCUUACAGGAGCGGGAUAAACUGAAGCAGCAGGUGAAGAAAAUGGAGGAGUGGAAACAGCAAGUGAUGACCACCGUGCAGAACAUGCAGCACGAGUCCGCUCAGCUCCAGGAAGAGCUUCACCAACUUCAGGCACAGGUUUCGGUUGACAGUGAUAACAACACUAAGCUGCAGGUGAACUACACAGGCCUGAUCCAGAGUUACGAGCAGAAUGAAACCAAGCUCAAGAACUUUGGGCAGGAAUUGGCACAAGUUCAGCACAGCAUAGGGCAGCUUUGUACUACCAAGGACCUGCUUUUAGGAAAACUCGACAGUAUGUCACCCCAGCUCUCUCCUGGCUCAUCACUCACCACUCAGGCAGCAGAGCCUCUUAAAGCAAGCCAGUGUUCUGGGCCACAUGAGUCCUCUCACUUGCUUCAGCAAGAAGUAGAUGAUCUGAGAAAAUCCCUGCAGGAAAAGGAUGCCACAAUUAGAACACUCCAGGAAAAUAACCACAGACUGUCUGACUCCAUGGCUGCUUCCUCGGAGGGAGAAAGAAAAGAGCAUGAGCAAACCGAUUCAGAAGUUAAGCAGCUAAAGGAGAAGCAAGAGGUUUUACAAAACUUACUCAAGGAAAAAGACCUCUUAAUCAAAGCCAAAAGUGACCAAUUACAUUCUUCAAAUGAGAAUUUUGCUAACAAAGUGAGUGAAAAUGAGCUUCUGAGGCAGGCAGUGACAAAUUUGAAGGAGAGAAUAUUGAUUUUAGAAAUGGACAUUUCUAAAUUAAAAGGGGAAAAUGAAAAAGUAAUAGAAGCAUCCAAGGGGAAGGAAACAGAAUACCAGGCGUUACAAGAGACCAACAUGAAGUUUUCCAUGAUGUUACGAGAAAAGGAGUUUGAAUGCCAUUCGAUGAGAGAGAAGGCACUUGCCUUUGAGCAACUACUGAAAGAAAAAGAACAGGGCAAGGCUGGGGAGCUAAAUCAACUUUUAAAUGCAGUUAAAUCAAUGCAGGAGAAGACAGUUACAUUUCAACAGGAAAGAGACCAAGUUAUGUUGGCCCUGAAACAGAAGCAAAUGGAAACCAGUACCCUGCAGAAUGAGGUUCAACGUUUACGAGACAAAGAAGCCCGGUUAAACCAGGAACUACAGAGAUUGCGCGACCACCUCUUAGAGUCAGAAGACUCUCAUACCCGGGAAGCUCUGGCUGCAGAAGAUAGAGAGGCUAAACUGAGGAAGAAGGUCUCGGUGUUGGAGGAAAAGCUAGUUUCAUCCUCCAAUGCAAUGGAAAAUGCAAGUCAUCAAGCCAGUGUCCAAGUAGAGUCUUUGCAAGAGCAACUGAACAUGGUCUCCAAGCAAAGAGAUGAGACUGCCCUGCAGCUUUCUGUCUCUCAGGAACAAGUAAAGCAGUAUGCUAUGUCACUGACCAACCUGCAGAUGGUUCUCGAGCACUUCCAGCAAGAGGAAAAAGCUAUGUAUUCUGCUGAAUUAGAAAAGCAAAACCAGCUCUUAACUGAAUGGAAGAAAAAGGCAGAGAGUCUGGAAGGAAAAGUGCUGUCACUGCAGGAACGUUUGGAUGAAGCAAAUGCUGCACUGGACUCAGCGUCAAGACUUACAGAACAGUUAGAUUUAAAAGAAGAACAAAUUGAAGAACUAAAAAAGCAAAAUGAGCUCCACCAAGAGAUGCUGGAUGAUGCGCAGAAGAAAUUGAUGAGCUUAGUGAACAGCACGGAAGGAAAAGUGGACAAAGUCCUCAUGAGAAACCUCUUCAUUGGUCAUUUCCACACACCUAAGAACCAGCGUCAUGAAGUGCUUCGGCUCAUGGGGAGCAUCCUGGGUGUUAAAAGGGAGGAAAUGGAGCAGCUGUUCGCUGAAGAUCAAGGUGGUGUUACUCGGUGGAUGGCUGGAUGGCUGGGAGGAGGAUCGAAAAGUGUGCCCAAUACACCUUUGAGACCAAAUCAACAGUCCGUGUUUAAUAGUUCUUUUUCAGAACUCUUUGUUAAGUUUCUGGAAACAGAAUCUCAUCCAUCUGUCCCGCCCCCAAAGCUGUCCGUUCAUGACCUGAAGCCUUUAGAUUCUCCAGGAAGAAGGAAAGUCGACACAGGCACAGCCGAAGGCUUUAGAGAUACAGCGGAAUCCAGGGCAGGAAGAAGAACAGACAUGAAUCCAUUCUUGGCUCCCCGCUCAGCAGCCGUGCCCCUUAUUAACCCAGCUGGACAUGGGCCUGGUGGGCCUGGGCAUCUCCUUCUGAAACCCAUCUCAGACGUUCUACCCACGUUUACACCUUUGCCAGUGUCGCCUGACAACAGCGCUGGUGUUGUGCUGAAAGACCUUCUAAAGCAAUAGGUAGCUUUCAGGGCUGAGACUAUGUAGCACUUUAAAGAAACCAUGACACUGUGUGUGUGUGAACUUAUCACAAAGUGGCCUUCUGGAGAGUUAUGUAUUUAUAAUUGUAAUUUCUCUGUUAAUAAAAAUAUUCUUAAUGCUUUUAGAAAUUGCAGGUGUCAGAAGAGCAAGUAUGGAAGAUAUAAUCUGCUUUUUUUUCCCUUUAUGAUGUUACCUAAUUUAAAACUAGAAACAUUUGGUUUCCUUUUCAAUUUACAAAACUCUAAAGGAGAGGCAAGAACAGUAAACUGUGCCUGCUUUUAUCUCCCUGCAUUUUCAAGCUCAUUUAAUAUAUGAGCAUGUGGUUCAUCUUUUAAAGAUAAGGAAUCAACUGUCCCCGACCCCCCAUUGAUGCCUAAUAAAGGCUUCUGUCCAUGGAGCAGAAAAUGCCCUGCAGUGCGCAUGCAUCGGUCACCUGUAGAGGACCGUGUGCUCUGCAGAGAGCAGAGGACAAAGCUGGUCCUGGGAGGUUGUCAGCGCCCCGAGGCAGAGCAGGUAUUUGGUUCUAUGCAAUUUCAUCGUAUGUAUAGAUUCAUCUGACCAUCUCAGUCAGGAUCCAGCUCUUCAUUGGAAGGAUCCCUCACUGCCUCCUCUAAUCCCUGUCAGCCACCAACUGUCACCCUCUAUAAUUUUGUUGUUCUGUAAAUGCUGUUUAAAUGAAAUCAUAUGUUAUGUAACCUCUUGAAAAUGGGUGUUUUUCACUUAGCAUAAUUCCCCUGAGAUUCAUCCAAGUUGUUUCAUGGGUCAGUAGUUUGUUUGUUUUUAUUGUGGAGUACAUGCUGUGAGUAACUAAAUGGUAUCAUUUAGUUUCAGGAGCUGAAAUGUCUUUUUAAAGUAUCACCUACAACUGCAGGUUUCCAGCUCAUGGUUAAUCCCACCACUUGAGAGACAGAAGCAAGAAGAUUGCUUAGGAUUUGGGGCCAGCUUGGUAUAUACAGUGGAUUUCAGGCUAGCCAGAGCAAUAACCAUAGUGAGCCCCUCCCUCAACACACAUGAACACACACACACACACACACACACACACACACACACACACACACACACCAAUCAAAAAGCAUAAGGUUUUCAUGCACAAAUGCACACAUACAUGUUACUUUCGUGGGAGGUUACACUUUAUGUAUGGCUGCAUCCACGUGAACCUUAGACCACUGUUAGCAGUAUCCCGAGCCCUGUCCUCCUGCCUCUGUGUGAGCCUCACCUGUGUGGGGUGCAGCACUCUGCUAGCCGUGCUGGUCAUUUCAGCACACUAACACCAGGGGUUAGCAUUUCUGAACCUUUUCACAAAGCCGCUGCAAAGGAAAAGCAGCCCAAGUCCACAGCCUCACUGAGUCCACGGCUUCACUGUAUCAGGGGUUCACAUUUGCAUCAGUUGUUGCCGUUGUACAUUCAAAAGUCAUUUCUGGCAUAUUUUGUAAAUUCAGAUAAGCCUUUAAAACAGAAAACCCUAUCUAGCAAGGGAAGGUGGAAAUGAGACUAAUUCGGAAGUGUGGACAGUCCUGGCGCCUGCCACGCUAACUUGGGUUGUUUGUAAACUGUACAUUUCUAAUGUGUCUGAAAGUCUGGAGGUUUUAAUGAUGUGCUGAUGGUUAAAAUAUCUUUUUCUGAAAAAUUAGGUAACGGAGAUAGUGCUGCUUUCUGAUGUCACCUGUGUCCUAAACUCACUUACUAUCCUAACUUCUCUGCCCUGUGUCAGAAAGAGUUGCCAGCAGAGUUAAUAGCAAUGCUAAGCUGCCCCGGCCACCGUUGCCGAUGUUACAGAUGCCCCUCAGCUUACAGCGGGCUCACAGCCCACUAACCCACCGUCAGAAAAAGCACCUUGAGUGGAGCAUCUGUUUGCUGUGCUCACCGUCAGUCUGCCCCCCCCCCCCCCCCGGGGCCACUCAGCCGAGCACCAGCCACACCAGCCAGGCUCCACUGCUGCCCAGAUCGAAGAAAAGAGAAACUCUAAGUCUGAAGCUUGAUUUCUGUUCAAUGUAUAUCAUUUUGGCAAACUCCAAAAUUGAAACAGUGAAGCCAUUGUAAGUGAGGGUCUACUGAGACAGGUUUAUACUUUCUUAAAACCUUUCUCUCAUUAGCCUGGAUGGGCGCUGCUUGGAAGGAAAUUUUAACCUCUGAAUGAAGUAGCCUAAAGACCAGCUUUACAGUAAGAAGAAAAUGGAAGGUGUUACUGUUUUCUUUAAAGAAGAGGUACAUGGAGGCUAUUUAAACAGUGUGUUUUAUAUUUAAAUAACUUUAUGACAUUUGAAGUUCCUUGACUAAAACCUUCCUUCCCUCACUGGUUCCUGUAUCCUAAGUUUGAAGGCUGCUGCAGGGAGGAGUCCACACCAGGCAUCCAGGGACACUGUGUGGCAUGGCUGUCUGCCCUGUCUGAAAGCGCAGCACCUACUGCCUCUGUGUGUGCAUCGAUCUGAGUGCGCGUUGAUCGGAGCCCGGCAGAGCCCGCCAGCUUCUCUGAAACCACGUUGUGUCCGAGAUGAAGCAUCUGCUCGAGCAGAAAGCAAGAAGCACACACGUUCAGUGACUCCAGGACACUGCUAGAGGCUCGCUCUCCGGCAGUGCCAUGGCGACUGCAGAAGUCUGCUCUUGAGAUCUGCAACCACUUUGUGGAAUUUGUGGUUGAGUUUGGCAUCAGAAGCCACAGGUUUCCUGUAGUGUUGUAACUGCUGUAAGUGGGCUGUUGGUGUCUUUCUGCACUUAGAAUUUGUAGUUGAAUUUUGCAUUGGAAGCCACAGUUCUUCACAACAUUCCUAAUGGUUUUCAAGUACAGUGAAAUACACUAUCAAGAAUUCACCCUGCCAUUGGUGUUGAUUGAGUGUAGUCACCGGCAUGUGUGCUGUUCAGUUUCACAUCCUGAUAUUCUUGUUUGUUUUUAAAAGGGGGGAUGGGGACCAAAGCACAUAGUCAGGAAGAUGGCAUCCAGCUUGCCAGCCAAACACCAACUGUUACCCAGGAAAAGCCUUUAGUCCCUUUAAUCAUCUCAAGGAUUCAGAGGCUGGAAGUGCUCACCCACGUCAGCUGUGGGAGGGAGGAGGGCUGGCACAGGUGAGGAUGAGACCAUUGGAACUGGGAGUUUUAAAGAAAUUUUCAUAUAUCAAAGCAUUUAAAGCAUCUAGCAACAAAGAUAUUUCUUCUGUAAAUAUCAGUUAGGUAAUAUUUAUUUUAUCUAUCCCUGUGGGAAAAUGGUGAUCGUUGUAAUGUUGGCAUUUGUGAUGAUUUGCAAAUCUUUACAUUUAACUUAUUAUGAUUUAAUCACCUAAAAUUGAUACAUUGUCUUGAUUUAUAGGAAGGUAUCUAAGUGUGAGAAAUUCCAACUGUACCAUAAGAUUGCGUUGUGUUUCAUAUAGUGCUAAAGCCGAUGCGCUCUCGAAUUUCUCGGGAGCAUUGCAAGGCGAAGAAGCCUCCAAAUAAAAAUGAUGUAAGUCGGCUGUGUCCUCAUCCACAAUAAAAACAUUGGGAAACAGC
Messenger RNA from Rattus norvegicus (Norway rat), 9778 nucleotides. RefSeq names its product thyroid hormone receptor interactor 11 (gene Trip11). NCBI's taxonomy places the organism in Eukaryota, Metazoa, Chordata, Mammalia, Rodentia, Muridae. The record is from RefSeq and is a predicted model, not a curated record. Gene Ontology annotation, biological process: protein localization to ciliary membrane; cartilage development; Golgi ribbon formation. Gene Ontology annotation, cellular component: Golgi apparatus; acrosomal membrane; Golgi membrane.